AUCCUUGGAAUUUUGAGCUUACGGCCAAGCAAAUGACACGAAGAGGAGGCCGUUGUUUAGUCAUCAAAAUGGCCAACCCGAAAGUGGCAAAUUUGGCGAACUAUGGGGAGGUUGAGCUAGCUUGAUUAAACAGAACUCCAACAGCUUCACACAACACAAUCGUUCUGAAGCUCAACUUCAGAUUGUGAUGAAGGCUCAAAGAUUGAUCCGAAGAUCCUUCACCACCAUCUCCACCAUGUCUUCUUCAACCGUGACCUCGUCGCCCUUCUCUAAUGCCGUGGUUGGUGCGAUGAGGAAGUUGUAUCCAGAGGCUUUGGCAGACAAGAGUUUUGAUAAUACAGGCCUUCUCCUCGAAGCGCCUCAACGGUCAAACGCUAAGCUAGCGAAAAGUGCGCUCCUCACGAUCGACCUCACACAAGCCGUAGCAGAAGAAGCUAUCAAGGGAGAGCAUUCAAUUGUUAUAAGUUAUCAUCCAAUCAUUUUCCGCCCGCUCAAGUCACUCACGCUCGCCAAUACUCAGCAAAACUCACUUCUCCGUCUCGCUUCGGAAGGAAUCAGCGUCUACAGUCCCCACACAGCUGUCGAUGCAGUAUCGGGCGGCUUGAAUGACUGGCUAGCUGAUAUAGUCACUCAGACGAAAGACAACGUGAGCGAUCACACGCGCAAAGUCAUCAAUGCAGUUCCAGAUCUCUCCGUCCUUCCAGAGCAUUUUUCGUCUGCAGGUUAUGGUCGGAUUGUGACGUUCUCUGGUCCGCAGACUUUAGGAGCACUGGUCCAGCGCAUCAUGACUGGACUCGCUACCUCUUCCAACACCCAAGUUCAAGCCGGUGUCUCCGUCGCUGUUCCACAAAAGUACCUCGACGGGCAGAGAUCUGAUAUUCCCAUCAAAACCAUUGGGAUAUGCGCUGGAUCAGGCGGCUCAAUGCUGAACGGGCUCGACGUCGAUCUCUUGUUCACAGGCGAACUGAGCCAUCACGAAGCAUUAGCUGCUAUUGAAGCUGGACGAUGCGUAGUCACUGCCUUUCACAGUAAUUCCGAAAGAGCGUUCUUGGAGCAGAGAAUGAUGCCGGCAUUGAGGAAGACGGUCGUAGAGGAACUGGGAGGAGAUGAGGAUUUCAGUAUUGACGUUAGCCAGGUUGAUAGAGAUCCGUAUCAAAUAAUUACGGCCGGGCAGGAAACAUGGUGAAAGGUCACUAAGAAUUGUAUAUCCAAGGGCUUUUUGUAUUGGAAAAGAAAUGAGGACAAUGGUGUGCUUGUUGAAAGCCCACACAUGCGGUCAUAACAAAGACCAGUGUACGGAAUCUAGAGGUGGUACCCGAGAACAGACUGUCUUUGACCUGUGUCAAAGACAUUGUUUCAUUUCAUAUCUGAUAUAUAACACACCCCAUUGAGGUUUAUCUCAAAGUCAACUUUAUUCCACA
This is a messenger RNA of Cadophora gregata, 1421 nucleotides long. RefSeq lists its product as uncharacterized. The coding region runs from base 188 to 1186 and encodes 332 amino acids. Gene Ontology annotation, cellular component: cytoplasm; mitochondrion. The record is from RefSeq and is a predicted model, not a curated record. The transcript is spliced from 5 exons. NCBI's taxonomy places the organism in Eukaryota, Fungi, Ascomycota, Leotiomycetes, Helotiales, Ploettnerulaceae.